CUUCUUUAUACAGAUAGGAAUUUUGUGAUUUCUGCUCCAACCGGCUCUGGAAAAACUGUAAUGUUCGAGCUAGCUAUUACAAGAUUACUCAUGGAAGCCCCACUGCCUUGGUUAAAUAUUAAAGUUGUUUACAUGGCUCCAAUAAAAGCUCUGUGCAGUCAGCGUUUUGAUGAUUGGAAAGAAAAAUUUGGACCUAUAGGACUCAGCUGCAAAGAACUGACAGGAGAUACAGUGAUGGAUGAUUUAUUUGAAAUACAUCAUGCUCACAUUAUUAUCACUACACCUGAAAAAUGGGAUAGCAUGACUAGAAGGUGGAGAGACAACUCUAUGGUCCAGCUUGUACGACUGUUUCUUAUUGAUGAGGUGCAUGUUAUAAAGGACGAAAGCCGUGGGGCAACAUUAGAAGUUGUAGUCAGUCGGAUGAAGACUGUUCAGUCUUCUCUUUGGCGUCUUUCAGAGAAUCAUGACAUUGUUCCUCCCUUGAGAUUUGUAGCUGUUUCUGCAACAAUCCCAAAUGCUGAAGAUAUUGCAGAAUGGCUUUCAGAUAGUAGGAUGUCUGCUGUAUGUCUGAAAAUAGAUGAGGAUCAACGGCCGGUGAAGCUACGCAAAAUUGUUCUUGGUUUUCCUUGCAGCGACAAUCUGACAGAAUUCAAAUUUGACUUAACUCUUAACUACAAGAUAGCCGGUAUUAUACAAACAUACUCGGAACAAAAGCCAGCACUUGUGUUUUGUGCCACAAGAAAAGGAGUACAGCAGGCUGCUUCUGUUCUUGCAAAAGAUGCUAAAUUUCUACUGAGUGUAGAACAGAAACAAAGAUUACAGAGGUCGGCAAAUUCAUUGAAAGAUUCCAAACUGAGAGAUCUUUUGAUGUACGGUGUGGCUUAUCAUCAUGCGGGUAUGGAGGUAUCUGACAGAAGAAUAAUUGAAGGAGCUUUUACUGUAGGAGACUUACCAGUACUUUUUACUACUAGCACCUUGGCUAUGGGAGUCAAUCUACCUGCACAUCUGGUGGUUAUAAAAUCCACAAUGCACUAUGUUGGAGGAGUGUUCCAAGAGUACAGUGAAACUGAUAUUCUGCAAAUGAUUGGGAGAGCAGGAAGGCCUCAAUUUGACACUACAGCGACAGCAGUUAUUAUGACUCGGUGGAGUACAAGGGAGAGGUAUAUACAGAUGUUAAAUGGUUCUGAUAUAAUAGAGAGCAGUUUGCACAGGCACCUUGUCGAGCACUUAAAUGCAGAAAUUGUGCUACAUACUGUCACAGAUGUCACUGUAGCUUUGGAAUGGAUACGAUCAACUUUCUUGUACAUUAGAGCCUUAAAAAAUCCAACUCACUAUGGUUUUUCAUCUGGAUUGGAUAAAAUCGGAAUUGAAGCAAAAUUACAAGAACUGUGUUUGAAGAACUUAAACGACUUAUCAUCUUUUGAUUUGAUCAGGAUGGAUGAAGCAAAUAAUUUCAAACCAACAGAGACUGGAAGAUUAAUGGCGUGGUAUUAUAUUGCAUUUGAUACAGUGAAACAAUUUUUCACAAUUAAGGGAACAGAGACUUUAAAAGAAUUGAUUACAAUGAUCUCCAACUGCACAGAAUUUCUGGAUGUCAAGUUAAGAACAAAUGAAAAGAAAAUGCUGAACACUUUGAAUAAAGACAAGACCAAAAUAACUAUCAGGUUUCCAAUGGAGGGGAAGAUAAAAACAAGAGAAAUGAAAAUAAACUGUCUUAUUCAGGCUCAGCUAGGAUGCAUUCCUGUUCAAGACUUUACUUUGACACAAGAUACUGGCAGAAUAUUUAGAAAUGGCUUAAGAGUUACUAGAUGGUUAUCUGACUUUCUGGCAUCGUGUAAGAACAACUUUUCUGCUUUAUUAAACUCCCUGAUUUUAGCAAAAUGUUUCAGGUGCAAACUUUGGGAAAAUUCACUUCAUGUGUCCAAACAAUUGGAAAAAAUAGGUGUAUCGCUGUCAAACGCUAUGGUAAAUGCUGGGCUGACAUCGUUUAAAAAAAUAGAAGACAUAAAUGCAAGGGAACUUGAAUUGAUUUUAAACAGACAUCCUCCUUUUGGAAACCAGAUAAAAGAAUCUGUUUUGCACCUUCCAAAAUAUGAGCUUGACAUUGAACAGCUUCCAAAAUACAGCGAGACUUUGGCUGAAAUCUUAGUAACCAUCAAAUUAACAAAUUAUGAGCAGCUACAGACAAAGAGAACAGCAACAGACUUUCACUAUGUUACAUUGGUCAUAGGAGAUGCUGACAACCAAGUCAUUUUUAAUCAGAAAAUUACGGAUUCUCUGCUGCUGAAAACUGGAAAUUGGACCAAGAAAAUUGAAGUGAGAAGAGCUCUUAAAUCAGAGGACAUUAGUGUAAAUGUAAUUAGUUCUGAUUAUGUUGGCCUGGACAUACAGCAAGCGUAUACAGCCUUUUACUUAUCACCAAACACAGGGGGAAGUAAAGCGCUUGCAAAUCACACACCGAAAGCUGAGUCUUCACUUGAUCCGUGUUAUGGCUCACCACAAAGGCUGCCAGCGGCAACAGUAGAUAAAGGAGGCAGAUCUAAACAAGAGAUUACGUGCAAGAAAUAUGGGAACAGAGAGUGCAACCAUCGCUGUAAAAAGAAAGAUGUGUGUGGACACGACUGCUGUAAAACUGGAGUACCUUCAAAGACUGAAAUGACUGGAGAUUCAAAGUUUUCUUUGUACCUAGCUGAUUUGAGGAGCAGGAACUCAAUUUCGUCUGUACCCCCAGUGAAACGGUUAAAGAUGCAGAUGUUAAAUGAAGCUCAAAACGUGGAUCUCAAACAGUUUGUUUUUACACCUAAGUCUUUGUUGCCAGCAUUGCCAAGGUCUAGCAAUAAACCGUCAUCUUCAUCACCUUCAUCACCUUCAGUGGACGAGGUAGAUGACGUGAAUAGCAUAGAAGUAUCUCAGAAACAACUGCAAUCCUGGAAUUACGGAAAGAGCAAUGCUUUGGAUGUGGACUUUGAACUGAGAAGUGACUUUUGGGAUGAUAUUGAUGAUGAGAAAUUAGUAUUUGCUAGCAACUUUGCCAGUAGAGAAUUGGAACAUGGAAAUACCUGCCUUCAAAUUCCAGAUCAGCAUGAACCACUUUGCCAGUAUGCGAGAAGCAAAGCCACAAAUGACAUGUCAAAAGAUUCAUGCACGUUACAAGAUCGGACCAAUAUUCAGAACUCAGUUGUUUCUGUGGUUAAUAGCACAUCAAAAGUGAAUUUAUCUGUACAGAGUGGAAAUACAAAUAUGUUCAGGUUUCAAGAAGAAAAGUACUCAAAUCCUUCAGAAGAGCUGAAAAACGUACAGCGUUCUUCCGUCUCGAAAAUAAUCUCGGACUCUUCCAAAUUCACUAGGAAAGAGGAUUUCUUUAUUUCCACAAAAGAGCAGGAGAAAGAAGUGGAUCACAGGUAUCUUCUUGAUGAUGAACUCGAUGACGUCAAGGCCUUUCUUGGAAUAUUUGAUGGCAUUUUAUAA
This is a messenger RNA of Leptosomus discolor (cuckoo roller), 3468 nucleotides long. Lineage: Eukaryota; Metazoa; Chordata; Aves; Leptosomiformes; Leptosomidae. The record is from RefSeq and is a predicted model, not a curated record.